Messenger RNA from Trichomonas vaginalis G3, 2556 nucleotides. RefSeq names its product leucine-rich repeats (6 copies)-containing protein. The record is from RefSeq and is a predicted model, not a curated record. The transcript has a single exon. Bases 1 to 2556 code for a protein of 851 amino acids. NCBI's taxonomy places the organism in Eukaryota, Parabasalia, Trichomonadida, Trichomonadidae.
AUGUAUACAGUUAUUUCAUCUGCAACAUUGAUGUUGAAAAACAGAACAAAAUUCAUUUACUUUUCUCCUUCUGAAACAUCAUUUACUAUCCCUUCUUCAGUGAGUGAAUUUGGUAAGACAAUGUUUCAAUCAUGUCAAUAUCUUACAUCGAUUGAUGUUGAAACAUCUAGUACUACAUUCUCAGCGGAAGAAGGAAUUGUUUACAACAAAGAUUUCAGCAUUGCAAUUGCAUGCAUUGGAGGUAUAACAUCAGUUACACUUAACUCACGAUGUCAACAAGUCAAAGAUUCUUGUUUCUAUAAAUGUCAUAAACUCACAUCAGUUACUUUGAACGAAGGACUACAAGUACUCGGAUCUAAUGCUUUUUAUGCGGAUAAUUUUACUCAUAUUAAUAUUCCUUCAUCUGUGCAUACUAUUGGUUCUUACUGUUUCUACGGAUCAUCAUUACAAUACAUUACUAUUAAUGGGGAUGGACCUUCAUAUGUUUAUGACAACUGUUUUGUGUGGAGCCAACUAAAAGAGAUACAUCUUGGAAAGAAUCUUAUGUAUCUUGGAUAUAUAGCAUUUUAUCAAUGUUAUUCACUUGAAACAGUGAGUUUCCAUCCAGAUUGCCCUUUAAAUUUUGAAGUCAGCCAAAUUUUCCAAGGAUGUACAAAUUUGAAAACUAUAAAUAUACCUAAAAAUGUUCAAAAGAUUACUGAUAGAUGCUUUGAAGGAACGACAUCAUUAACAAACUUUGUAAUAGAAGAAGGAUCAAAAUUGAGUUAUAUUGAUCAAAUGGCAUUCUCAUCAUCUGGAAUAACAUCGAUUUCAUUUCCAGAAUCAUUGACAUUUAUUGGUGUUAAUGCAUUCCAAUUUCGCCGUAAUCUAGUAGCAGUCACAUUCCCAGAACGAGUUAACUUGACAACAUUUGGUGGUGGUAUCUUCAAAUCGUGCACAUCACUAGUUACUAUCAGGAUUCCUGCAUCAGUAACUUUGUUCGAUGCAUCUUCAUUAGUAUAUUGUUCAAAUCUUGUUUCGAUCAAUGUUUCAACCGAAAACCGAAAUUAUGUUAGCUAUCAAGGAAUUGUAUACACUAUCAACAAAGAGAAACUUGUUUGUUGUCCAGGUGGCAGAAUCUCAGCACUUAUAUACAACUACAUCAUCGUCAUCGGUUCUAACGCAUUAUAUGGAUGCGAGAAACUCGAGAAUCUUACAUUCGAAGAUGGAUGCAAACUCGAAACAAUCGAAGAUGGCACAUUCUUCUCAUGCACAUCAUUGUUGAGAGUCGAUCUUCCAACAUCUCUGCGGACAGUCAAACAGAAUGCAUUCUCAGGAUGCACGAGAUUAUCUAUCAUCACAUUCACAGAUUUCGCACUCGUCAACUUAGAUUCGGACUCAAUAUUCUCAGACUGCACAUCUCUUACGACAUUCACAUUCGGCAAGUUCUGUGCUUUAUCUUCAUUCGGUAACAAUAUAUUCAAGAACUGUGUUAGUCUCACAUCUAUCAACAUUCCUGCGAACUGCACAACGAUUGGUGAUAAUGCAUUCAAGAACUGCAGAUCUCUCUCAAACAUCACAUUCGAGUUCAACUCAAAGAUUUCAUCACUCAGUAACACAGCAUUCGAAGGCUGCACAUCAUUAACAAACUACACAGUUCCUGAUUCAUACAAAGACAUCACAUCAUCAUGUUUUGGUGGUGCUCCUUCAAUCACGACAGUCAACAUACUCCCAAACUUGCAUAUAAACUCUAUUCGUCGAAAUGCGUUCUCAUCAUUCGAUCUUCAUUUCUUCAACAUCGGUUCAAAUACGCGUAUAUCAUAUCUUGAAGAUUCAUCAUUUUCAAACACGAAUAUUGAGACAUUCAGUCUUUACAACGAAGUUACUUUGUCAUCAUAUGUUUUCAGCAACUGCACAAAAUUGAAAACAGUCAACAUUCCUCACAUCACUCAAUCGAUCAGUUCAUCAUCUAAGAAAUUAAAAUCUUCUUCAGACACUAACAAUUAUUACACAAUUCCAACUGGAUUGUUCUGUGGAUGUACAUCUCUUGAGAAAGUCAAUAUCAACACUAAUAUCAACGAAAUCUCAGACUAUGCAUUCACAAACUGUAGAAAUCUUAUUUUCAACAUUCCAUCAUCAGUUGAGCGUAUCGGAGAUUAUGCAUUCACUAACUGCUCUCAUAUCAAGAAAUUCACAUCGAACAUUACAUACAUCGGAAAUUUCUCAUUCACAGGCACAGGCAUUGAUUGUGUCCUUAAAGUUAACAAGAGCACAGAAUACAUCGGAUCUUCAUCAUUCAUCUACACUCCAGUCCGUGUUGUUUACUACUGCGGCGAACGAGACUUCUCUAAGUUCCUUCCUUCUUUCCAAAGCGGAGUUUCUAUUGUUGUCACAUACUUAUAUCCAUCCACUGUUUUCUGUGGAUCUUCUACGCAACACACACCAUCCAACACAUGCAGCGACAUCAUCGAAACAAACAUCGACUUUGCUAUCGGAAUUCAACACCAGAUUAAGAACAAUGUUAAAGCACAAGCAUCACUCUUCUUCAUCUACGAAAUCUCCCUUGGAUUCUGGUAG